Molecule: messenger RNA, 1371 nt
Organism: Fusarium redolens
Lineage: Eukaryota; Fungi; Ascomycota; Sordariomycetes; Hypocreales; Nectriaceae
Exons: 2
Coding region: 1-1371 (456 amino acids)
Source: RefSeq, a predicted model, not a curated record
AUGUCGCACUCUUUCGAGAUAGACGGAAAUUCUCCCCUUCUCUUUCUCCCUGACCAUCUUCUCAUUUCAUUUCUGAACAAGGCCUCUUUCGAUGGAGCCGAUAUUGAAGAGAUCGUGAAGGAAAUCCUCGGCACUCGUGCAUUGUUCCUUUCGGAACCACGUCGUGAACCCGAGAUCCUGGAAAGCGUACUUCGCAAGGGUCGGCUCCCUUUCACACUAAAAGGUUACUUCAAGUUUGGUUUCCAGCCUUGUUUCCAAUGGAUUCCUACGCAGAGUCGAGAUCACAACCGUGGCGAACAGUCUGUCAUUGUCGGUUUUACGGAGCGAUAUAAGUCUGAAGAAGACACGAGAGAUGCUCUGAAUAUCUUGAAGUUAUUUCUGCAGCAGACACCCUACGUUAUUGGGGCUUCAGCUUCUGAUCCGUCUCCACGACCCCCUGUCGACCACUUGGUUGAAUGGAUAAAAUGGACCGCAGAUGCAUGGUUUGCUGAUGAGUUCCGAGAUGGCAUCUGUGGCUUGAUUGAGAUGCUGUAUCGCUUUGGGUCCCAAGGUCAUCCAGAGACAGGACCCGACAAUGCAGUCGAGCUUGCAAUGCAAUCGUAUUGCCCCAGCUCUCUCCUUAAGAACUCUCUAAUGUAUCGACCUGCUGGCGAAGGGCCACUAACAGCUAGGAGCAAACUCUGGAGACGUUUCGGUUCUGAUCUGCCUCGAGGAACGCAUCGCGCUGUUUCAAACAUGGAGUGGAUAGUCGCUGGUAUUCACACCCAGUUCUACAGCCGAAAGUUUGGUCCUUUCAGGGGUUAUGGCGAGAGGCUCAAGGGUUUUGAUUAUCCUGAUGGUAUUGCUGAGGUCUACAAGAUCAAGGCCUGCUUGUUGUCGAACGACUACUGUACCGACGAGACUGAAAGGGAGGCCCUAAACAAUCUUACUCAGGCGAUCACCAAGGCCCAGGAGAUGAUGCCAUUCACUGGUCGUCUUCACCAUACUGAGCAGAGUGAGAAUGAAGGGUUGUUCAUGCUUUUCAGUGCUGUAUCAGGCCUCGCUUCCGAUGCUUACAAAAUGGAAUGUGAGAAGCUGACUGAGGAGUUUGGCCCACGACGCCAUCAAUUCAUCAUCAAUGAUCGAUUUGAUCCUCGAGUUGAAUGGAUGAAGUAUACGGCCGACAUCAAAAUUCCCGAGUUGCAGAGUGAACCUGGAAAGAAGUUUCGCGAUGAGGCCCUCGACAUCUGGCGACGCCUGAUCAUUGAGCGCGGCGACAGCCGUCGAUGGUGGGAGAUUUCGGAACAGGAUAAGUGGUUCGUCCCUACUGAAGAGGUCAAGUCUGCUCUCAGAGACGCGACUCCAUCUGCUGCUGAUGCUAUGGGUCUGUAG